Guyanagaster necrorhizus is the source of this 564-nucleotide messenger RNA. RefSeq lists its product as uncharacterized. The record is from RefSeq and is a predicted model, not a curated record. Bases 1 to 564 code for a protein of 187 amino acids. NCBI's taxonomy places the organism in Eukaryota, Fungi, Basidiomycota, Agaricomycetes, Agaricales, Physalacriaceae. The transcript is spliced from 7 exons.
AUGUAUCACUUGGCUGCAAAGGUUUGGCUAGUACCUCAGUUCGUAAAAAACGUGGCGCUCGAAAACAUUCGUUCGCAGUUGACGCCGAGCAACAUCGUCGCCGAAGUCUUCUCCAAGUUUUACUGGCCAAUUUUCGCCCUGACUAUGAUGAUCGUGUUUAGAUACCCCGAAAUACUUGAUAGGGAGGUGAAGUACUUGGUCGACAACUUUCGUGGGACCGCUGGGUAUAUCCUCAAUGGAAAACAUGUAUCUGUCAGUAUUCUGAACCUGGUUUUCUCGGAAGCGCUGGUUAACUCAAGCAAGGAAGUCGUCGUACGGCUAAGAGAGAUUGGCUUUAGAAGCGAUCCUAGGUAUCGAUUUAUUGACCAGCAAUACGAACAUAUGGCUCCUACUAGAGAUAUACUAGUGAAAAUGUGGCCUCGAAUACCGUCAAAACUCGUUAACCAUGUCCAAGAAUUGCCGGACGCAUAUGUCCAUACCUUGAUGCAGUUGAUGACGCAAUGUUCCCUCGAGCGUCGCGCUAGCCUCUUCCAAGUCUCAUACCCGAGUUACUUCCCUGUCUGA